AUGGCAGACACCAUGCAGGCCUCUACCACACAAGGUUUACUGGAGCCACUCGAGGUUCCAAUCGACAGGCUGUUUACUGACUUCUGGAAGAGGCUCGAGAGCAGACCAAGCCUGCCUGCAGAAAAUCCACGAACAGCAAAUCCGCCACUUGGCUCACCUCAUCCUACCCAAUGCUCACCAAGCUUGAACAGCCGGAAGGCCUAUACAGUACCCCACGAGCUGCGGAGGAGACGG
Messenger RNA from Pelobates cultripes (western spadefoot toad), 234 nucleotides. The record is from the annotation of a GenBank genome assembly. Lineage: Eukaryota; Metazoa; Chordata; Amphibia; Anura; Pelobatidae.